UUCGGGGACCGUUUUUUUUCUCUCUCUUCAUCUCUCUCUCUCUCCCCAAACAAACGCAGACAAGCACUGAACUGAGGUGGAUGAUUAUUGUUUUCUGAGCUGUGUUCGUAGACGAUUAUUAGUUUUUGAGCAGUGCGAAUUCAAGUGAAAACGAAAAUUUGGUUUAGAAUCUGCAAAUGAGUGUCGAACCGAUUGGGCAGAGUUUGAUCAUUUAAUUUGCCGGAGAAGAUCGUCGAGCUGAGAUCGCAUUUCACCUCAUCCUGGAUCUGGCGACUGGCAGUGCAUACCGUUCUAUAGGUUGCAUAUCAUGAUAUGGAGAAAACAUUCUGGAGAAUAUUGCCAACGUGAGAGAACUGGCUUAUGCCGAUUAUUUUGUUUUUUAAGUGAAUAUGGAAAGUGAUCAGAAUCAUCAGAUUACAAAUACUCCUUCAGAAGGUUCUGGAGAUGGUCUACAAAGAGUUCAACCUUUGCAAGGGAGAAGAAGUGGUCCGACAAGACGUUCGACAAAAGGGCAAUGGACACCAGAAGAGGAUGAAAUUUUACGGAUGGCUGUUCAACGCUUCAAAGGAAAAAACUGGAGAAAGAUAGCCGAGUGUUUCAAGGAUCGAGCAGAUGUACAGUGCUUACACAGAUGGCAAAAAGUUCUGAAUCCAGAACUUGUCAAAGGUCCAUGGUCAAAAGAGGAGGAUGAAGUAAUAGUUGAAUUGGUGAACAAAUAUGGUCCAAAAAAGUGGUCUACCAUUGCACAGCAUCUUCCUGGGCGUAUUGGAAAGCAAUGUCGGGAACGGUGGCACAAUCAUCUUAAUCCUAAUAUAAACAAAGAAGCUUGGACACAAGAGGAGGAACUAGCUUUGAUUCGUGCCCAUCAAAUUUAUGGAAAUAAGUGGGCAGAGUUGACAAAGUUCUUGCCAGGAAGAACCGAUAAUGCGAUUAAAAAUCAUUGGAAUUCUUCUGUCAAGAAGAAAGUGGAUAUGUAUGUGGCAUCAGGGUUACUUUCAAAAUACCAAGGCACACCACUUGUUAUCCAGUCAAAUCAAUCAGCACUUUCAUCCUCUUCAAAGGCACAACAAAGCAGUGGAGAGGAUAAAGAUGGAGCAGAAGUGGAGGGAGCUUCCGCAUGCAGUCAAGCUUCAGUUUUUCCCAGCACUUCUCAACCUGUAAACAACACAAUCAACCGAACCACUCAUCACGAUGAGGAUCACCAAACAACUGACGAUUAUCCUCCUGAGUUUCGAGAAGUAACAUAUGCCACACUAGAAGCACAGUGUGAAAUGGGUGCUAAGUUAACUCAGCAGGAUACAUCUCUAGAUUGGAGGACCUUUUCCGGGGAAGUUUGGCAAGCAAAUACCAAUGAUCCUGACAUGUCUAUGCUGGAUCUUGGGCAUGAAACAUGUGGAAUAUUCAUGCAAUCUUUAAAAGAGAGUGAGAAUCAUGAUGCAAUAAACUUUCCAACAGAGACUUACAUGCAUCUGGAUGGUUCCAUUUCCAUGGUAAACAUGGGUGUGGUUUCUGACACCCCUAAUCCAGUAACAAAUGCAGACUGCAAUAUGGUAUAUCCUGAAAUGGGCCAUGGUGGACAUCUCUCUGUAAAUGAUAUUUCCAAUGUUCAUGAAUCAGAAAACUCAUUAGUCCAUGAUUAUUCAAGUAUGCAGGGAGCUUUGUCUACUCAACCUGACCUUGUUCCUGUCCAUGAUUAUUCAAGCAUGCAGGGAGCUUUGUCUACUCAACCUGACCUUGUUCCUGUCAAUGAUUAUUCAAGUAUGCAGGGAGCUUUGUCUACUCAACCUGACCUUGUUCCUGUCAAUGAUUAUUCUAGUAUGCAGGGAGCUUUGUCUACUCAACCUGACCUUGUUCCUGUCCAUGAUUAUUCAAGUAUGCAGGGGGCUUUGUCUACUCAACCUGACCAUGUUCCUACUCAACUUCCACCUGAUGAUGCUCCAGUCUUAUUAAGAACGUAUACAGAUCAGUUUGACUAUUCUACACAUGUGGAUGAUGAGCCUGCGCUUAUUUCCCCACGGACACUGGACAAUUUUUUCUGUGCUAAUGAAUCUAAUUGUUCUCCACAUGAGGAUAAUUUUGAUGAGGCCAAGAGAUCACCAAAACUAGUUCCUGCCAAUGAUUUUGUACUGCAACCAGUGAAUGCUGAUUCACCAUGCGGUUCUCCCAAGGACAAAAAAUCAGUUGAACAGCAGGAUUCAGGAGCUUUAUUCUAUGAGCCUCCUCGUUUUCCAAGCUUGGAUAUUCCAUUUUUCAGCUGUGAUCUUAUACAGUCUUGUAGCGACAUGCAUCAGGAGUACAGUCCGCUGGGAAUCCGCCAGCUGAUGUUAUCCUCCAUGACGCCGUUAAAACUUUGGGAUUCACCGUCUAGAGAUGCUAGUCCUGUAGCUUCUCUAAAAAGUGCUGCCAAAAGUUUUACAAGCACGCCAUCAAUACUGAGGAAAAGACCCCGCGACUUGUUGUCCCCUUUGUCAGAAAAGAGAUACGAGAAGAAACUUGCAUGUUCUAAGCCUGAAUCAGUUUCAAAUAUGGCUAAUGAAAUAUCUUGUUUGGAGGUUAUGUUUAACGAAUGUAUGGAAGACCAGAGAGGUUUGAACCAGCAAGGAGACUUUAUAGAAAAAGGAAACACCACCCAUGCUUGUGAAGAGGCAAAUAAUGAGGAUAAUCAAAGUUAUCUCAUUGCAGGGAGCAGAAACUUGCAGAAAGAUAAUAUUGUCAGUGAAUGUUCAGGAAAGCAAACGGAACAAGCUGCUGUGGAAGAAGUCCAAACUAACGUCAUUGAUAAAGAUGUAAUGGAUAAGGCAAAAGAGUUGUCUGGGAUCCUUGUUGAGCAUGACAUGAAUGACAUGUUAUUCUUUUCUCCUGACCGCUUUGGAACUAAGAGUGACAGAACAAAUCGUCCGAGUGCCAUAGCUCUUGGAAAUCAAUAUACUAGGAGAAUACAAACAAUAUCUAAGCCUGGACGUGUAUUAUCGUCAGCUGAGAAAGACAACACUGCUCCUCAGUCCUUGAGUCCUACAGAGAAGAAAGCUGAAAGUUCUGGAAUGUAUGUGGGAACACCAUUUAAGUGGAGCAUGGAAUGUCCUUCACCUUGGUUUGGUAACACUAUCUUACCGGGACCCAGAGUCGAUACUGAUAUAACUAUUGAGGAUAUUGGUUACUUGAGCCCAAGGAAUCGAAGUUACGAUGCCAUUGGAUUAAUGAAGCAACUGGGCGAGCAGACUGCUGGUGCAUUAUCUGAUGCCCAGAAGGUGUUGGGCGACGAAACUCCAGAGUCAUUACUCAAGGGAAAAUGCUGCGCAAAAGAGCAACGAGAGAAGGAGAACGAACACACUCGGGCAGAACAUCAUUCCCUUUCAGCUUCAAAUUUGAUGGCAGAGAGGCGCGCACUUGAUUUUAGCGAAUGUGAAACACCAGGAAAGGAAACUAGGAAAUUUUUAAGCAGCAGUGGUGGUGGUGCAACUCCGUCUUCUUAUCUAUUGAAGAGUUGCAGGUAGGUAGACGACAUUCGUGACCUCACUGCUGCAAGUGUGCUAGUACUAGUUCCGAACCUGUGAUUUUGGUGUCAUUUAUUGUCCAAAUUCAUUUAUUCUACCAUCCCAGAAAAUACAUAUUCACACAUCUCUUCAGGUGUGUCAAUGAAUUCGUUUUGGUUCC
Messenger RNA from Salvia splendens (bonfire salvia), 3654 nucleotides. RefSeq names its product transcription factor MYB3R-1. Bases 390 to 3494 code for a protein of 1034 amino acids. Gene Ontology annotation, biological process: regulation of DNA-templated transcription. Lineage: Eukaryota; Viridiplantae; Streptophyta; Magnoliopsida; Lamiales; Lamiaceae. Gene Ontology annotation, cellular component: nucleus. The record is from RefSeq and is a predicted model, not a curated record. Gene Ontology annotation, molecular function: DNA-binding transcription factor activity, RNA polymerase II-specific; RNA polymerase II cis-regulatory region sequence-specific DNA binding. The transcript has 12 exons.